GCAAAGCCGAAGCAGAAAAGUGCGGAAACCAUUUCUUUCAAAACUAAAGAAAUUUGACAUUCGCUCAGUUUCUCUCUCUAUAAAACCAGGAUUUAUCUCUCAUUUUUUUCUCUCCUUUUUGCCCUCUUUCCUUCCCAAUUACUCUCGUUCUCCUUUCUGUUUCUCUCUCUAGGCUUUCUUCUGUUUCUCUCUCUAGGCUUUCCACUGUUUCUCUUUCUAUCCGUGUUACUUUCUCUCCCCUUCUCUCUGUUUCUCUCUCGCUCUAUUUGUCUCUUUUGUUGUUUCUUUUUUAUCCAUAAAUGACCUACUUUCCAUUGAAAACAGACCCUUUUCUCACAAUAAAAAAUGAUGUUUUUCUUUCAAGCUAAGUAUUUGCAGAGAAAAAUGGCGGAGUAAGCUUGAAACGGCCGGAUUAAUUGAGCAUUUCUCUCCUUUUCUCUUUUUUUGAUCGAAGAUGCUUUGUAGAGGUAGGGCAACUACAAAACGGAAGGCUGGUGCUGCUCCUGUUUACCUCAACGUCUACGACCUGACACCGAUCAAUGGCUAUGCUUACUGGUUAGGUCUUGGAAUCUAUCACUCUGGAGUUCAAGUCCAUGGUGUAGAAUAUGCCUUUGGUGCUCAUGAGCACUCCAGUACAGGGAUCUUUGAGACUGAGCCAAGGAAAUGCCCAGGGUUCGUGUUUCGCAAGUCCAUAUUGAUCGGGCGAUCUGGUCUGAACCCUAAAGAAGUCAGGAGCCUAAUGGAGCAGCUAGCCUCUGAGUACACGGGCAACUCUUAUCAUCUCAUCAUGAAGAACUGCAACCACUUCUGCAAUGAUGCUUGCAUCAAGCUCACUGGAAACCCAAUUCCUCGAUGGGUCAACCGCCUUGCCAGAAUUGGCUUUCUCUGCAACUGUGUUCUACCUACUGGUUUGAAUGUGGCAGCUGUGGCCCAAAGGACUGAAUUGAGACUUUAUGAAGUUGAAAGGAAGAAAUUGAGAAGUGUGUCUAAUCGAUUUAGUGGUUCUGGAUCCUCCAAUGCUGGUACUUCCACAGCUACUAGUCAUAGGCCAAAGCGUAAGCAUUCUUCACCAUUGCUUCUUACACCUCAUCGAAACGGGAUACUAGUUGAAGGCUGAUAACUUGGUGUAAGUAAUAAAGUACGUGUUUAGCCCAUGUACAUAGAGCUCCACAUGCGGCUUCAAUGGCUGCGCAAUUCAUGUGUGAGGAAAAAGCUCAGAUGGUUAGUUUAAAAAUAAUUGAAAUGGAAAAGGUCAGAUGGUUAGUUUAAAAAUAAGUGAAAUGAAGGGGCUCAGAUGUUUAAGUUUAUUGAGUUUUAUUUUACAAUGUCGACUUAUUAUGUAAAAUAUUUUCAAUAAUAAAGUGAUAAAGACGAGGCUUCAAAACUGAA
This is a messenger RNA of Amborella trichopoda, 1389 nucleotides long. RefSeq names its product PPPDE putative thiol peptidase family protein. Gene Ontology annotation, biological process: protein deubiquitination. Gene Ontology annotation, molecular function: deubiquitinase activity. The record is from RefSeq and is a predicted model, not a curated record. NCBI's taxonomy places the organism in Eukaryota, Viridiplantae, Streptophyta, Magnoliopsida, Amborellales, Amborellaceae.